This is a messenger RNA of Anopheles cruzii, 1371 nucleotides long. RefSeq lists its product as uncharacterized. The record is from RefSeq and is a predicted model, not a curated record. The transcript has 2 exons. Lineage: Eukaryota; Metazoa; Arthropoda; Insecta; Diptera; Culicidae. Bases 1 to 1371 code for a protein of 456 amino acids.
AUGUCUGAACGGAACGAAGACAUCAAAGAGGAAGAUCUCGGCGAGUACGAUCGGUACGUCCUGGAGCAGCUGGUCGUCAACGACUGGGGUCUCAGCGUAACGACUCUUAACCGGAUGAUUUAUUGUGGUGUUAAUGAAGUUUGUCUUCACGUGAUCGAGGAUGCCGAAAUCAGCGAAUUGUUCAGCGACCCGCGAUUGUUGGGACAGAAAAUUAUGUUCAAACAUCGGCUCAAACAGUGGCGUCUUGGCGAAUUGUUUAAUGGCAACACUAACCACCAUCUCACCCAUCACGGAAGCCAAACCGGAACGGGCUCUGGUACACCGGCACCUAGUGCGGCGCAAUCGUUGCUCCAUCAUCACCAGCAACUACUAGCCGCUGCUGGGGCUGCUCUCAACGGAGCAGCAAAACGACAAUUUCCAUUUUUCACCGAUCCGGGUCAACACCAUCUGCCCGCGGAUGACGAUGUCAUCGGCGCACGUGCAGAACUUUGUGCAACCGGAGGUACUACUACGCCGAAUGGAGAUGGAGUGCAACAGAAACUGAAACGGCGCCACCAGAUGAAUUCACCUUCCACCGGGAUAGGAUCAUCAUCGUCAUCCUUUGCCGCUGGCCCCCCACAGACCAAGCGAAAGUUUGAAGAUCCAGCUCUGGCAAAGGGAGGCCUUCCUGGGAGAUCUGGGGCACUUGGUGAUGUGCCUGUUAAAAUCGAUCGUGACGGGCUGCUGAAGAUACUACAAUCGAACCAAUCGGGUCGCUCUGUCCUGACGGCAUUCCAGCCCCAUGAGCACCUGGAUCGUCGAGCACAAACCAUCAUCACGCAUUGCAUUGUGGAUCAAUUCCUGCAGUACAAUAUCUUGUUCAAGCAUCGACUAAUGAGCCACUACGCAGAAGUCAUAACUGAACUAUUUCCGGCCGAAACGAAAGAAGUAUACUAUGCACCGAGGAACACGGUUAAGCGCAACACAUCGGGGAAGUUGUUCGAUCGCUACACCAACCAGCGGUUGCGGCACAAGGAUCGGUUACCACGCGUUAAACCUUUCAUCGUAGACGAAUGGAGCGAAAACAAAACGUUCGAGCAUCUGGCCGCUAUCAACGAAGCUGCACAGUUGAACGGUAGCCUUCUAGCUGCGGUGGCCGGAAGUGGCAGCAUAGAUGUGAAUGGUGCGAAUGGUGGGUUUGGUGACGAUUACUCGAACGGGACAAUAAUUCCGGGCGGCAAUGGAAGCGAUGACGGUGGCAAUGUGAGCACUGACUUUUUGCAACCACUUGCCACAAUGUUCGUUGAAGGUGAACAACCCCUGACCAGCAAUGGGAAUACGCUGGUAACUGCGGUGGACUAUUCGACGAGAGAGGAAGAAAUCGACGAUUAA